Polyodon spathula (Mississippi paddlefish) is the source of this 4315-nucleotide messenger RNA. RefSeq names its product neural cell adhesion molecule L1-like. NCBI's taxonomy places the organism in Eukaryota, Metazoa, Chordata, Actinopteri, Acipenseriformes, Polyodontidae. Bases 431 to 4315 code for a protein of 1294 amino acids. Gene Ontology annotation, cellular component: axon; plasma membrane. Gene Ontology annotation, molecular function: protein binding. Gene Ontology annotation, biological process: cell-cell adhesion; axon guidance. The transcript is spliced from 29 exons. The record is from RefSeq and is a predicted model, not a curated record.
UUAUUGCUGCAGCUCAACAGCAGUAACAGACUGAAAGAGAAUUUAUUGAAAGAGAAAAGAGAGACGCCGAGGACUGGAAAGAGGAGGGGAGCGAGACAGAGUAGAAUAGACAAGACUGUCUGCAAAGAUCCCAAAGGGUGUGGGGAGGGGAGUUCUUUCUUUUUUUUUUUUUUUUCAGCGCAUCAAGCCUCGGCUACCAUCAAGAAAGCAAGGAGUCCCAAACCCCCCAGAGAGACAUCCACACCUUCACACAGAGCCCUGCCUGCCUGCCUGCACCACUGAGCCUCAUUCCCCGCGAUCCUCGAGGACCUCUGCCUCAAACCAAGCGAGCAAAGCACGGCGGACGGAAGGAAAGAAAGGAUUGCGAUUCCUCUGAGCUACAUUUGCAUACACACGGCUGAUCUGUGUAUAUCUGCGUGUGUCUGUCAGAAUGAAGGAUUAUAAGGAGCUGGGAGGGGGAGGCCCGCGGAUCUGGGCACUGGUUCUGCUGCAGGUUCUGGUCCUGUGUGUGAGUCGGACCCAGGCUGCCCUUCAAAUACCCCUGGACUACAAACAGGAGAACUUGAUGACCCCCCCUGUGAUCACAGAGCAGUCUCCUAGGACUCUCAUAGUCUACUCCAGCGAUGAGAUCAUACUGAAGUGUGAGGCUACUGGACAACCACAGCCCACGAUUCGCUGGACGAAGGAUGGUCAGUUCUUUGACCCCAAGGCUGACCCCCACAUCGUGACCUGCGCUGGUUCCGGAACCUUCUCCAUUGUCUCCAACGGCAACAGUGGCUCAUCCUUCCGAAAGUACCAUGGGGACUACCGCUGCUACGCAGCCAACGAGCUUGGAACCGCUGUGUCUGCGGAGACCAGACUCAUCACUGAGAGCCCCCCGAAGUGGCAGAAGGAGACGAUCACCCCGUUCGAGGCAGAGGUAGGGGAGAGCGUGGUGCUCCCCUGCAACCCCCCGGUCAGCACGACAACCCCCAGAAUCUACUGGAUGGACAUGAGUCUGAAGCACAUCACACAGAGUCCGCGGGUGACUCAGGGUCGCAGCGGGAGCCUGUACUUCUCCAACGUGGAGAAGAGCGACACCAAGAACGACUACAUGUGUCACGCGCACUUCAUCGGAGCGCGCACCAUCGUGCAGAAAGAGCCCAUCGAGCUGCGCGUGCGAGACUCGAACUCGGUGAAGAACCGCAGGCCCCAUCUCCUUAUGCCUCAAGGAGAGAGGAGUUCGUAUCUGGCAUUGAGAGGACACAGCCUGGAGCUGGAGUGCAUCGCAGAGGGGCUCCCGACCCCUGAGAUAGCCUGGAUGCGGAGGGAGGGGGUGAUGCCGGAGGGGAGAGUGAUCCUGGAGAAUUUCAACAAGCUGCUGAGAAUCGAGAACAUCACCGAGUCGGACGAUGGAGAGUACCAGUGUACUGUGAGCAAUGAGGAGGGUAGAGAGAGACACAUCUACACCGUCUCUGUGGAGGCGGCCCCAUACUGGGUGAGGCAGCCGGAGAGUGGGGUGUACGGGCCGGGCGAGACAGUGCGGCUGGACUGUGACGUGGCAGGGAAACCCAAACCCAGCGUGGUCUGGAAGAUCAACGGGGAGCCCCUGACAGACACAGACUCAGAUCUCAGUCACAGUGUGAAGGGCAGUUCUCUGAUUCUCCACAGCGUGCAGUCGAGAGACACGAGUGUGUUCCAGUGUGAGGCGAACAACACUCAUGGGACCAUCCUCGCUAAUGCCUACGUCUACGUCAUCACCCUCCCCGCUCAGAUCCUCUCUCCCGAUGAUCAGCUGUACAUCGUGGCUGAAGAUCAGGCUGCCUUCCUGGACUGCAGGAACUUUGGAGCGCCGAGGCCAGAUGUGACCUGGUCCCGCGAUGGUAAAGACUCGUUCUCCAUCUUGGAGGACCCGCGCUUCUCCCUCUACACUAACGGGACCUUGCACAUCAUCUCUGCCUCUCGAGAGGACAGCGGGCAGUUCAUCUGCACCGCGAACCCCGAGUCAGACAACAUCUCUAUCAGCGCCACCCUGGAGAUCCGCAAUAAGACGGUGAUCCUGGUCCCGCCUCGUGAUCAGAGGGUGCCCCGAGGACGCACGGCCGAGUUCAGCUGUAAAGCGCGGUACGACAGCCGCCACUUCCAGUCCAAGCAGCCAGACCCCAUGUGGAGGAGAGACGGAAACAAGAUCGCAGAGACAGCCGACAGCAGCAAGUACGUGUUUGACGGUCACAAGCUGGUUAUCGAUGAGGUGGAGGAGCAGGAUCAGGGUGUGUACACCUGCAUCGCAGCCUCCCCCAUCGACUCCGAUGAGGCCAGUGGCAGACUCCUGGUCCUGGAUGUUCCGGACCCCCCAAUCGACCUCGUGCUCUCGGACCCCCAGGAUCGCAGCGUUGUUCUGUCCUGGACCCCCGCCAACGACCACAACAGCCCCAUACUGGAGUAUGUGAUCGAGUACUCGACGAUGCUCAAUCAGGGUGUGUGGAGUGAGCUGACGAGAGUGAACGAGAGCCAGACUUCCGCGUUGCUCGACCUCUUCCCCUUCCUGAAGUACCGGUUCCAGGUCAUCGCUGUCAACGAACUGGGAAACAGCAGAGCCAGCCAGCCGUCGGACUCUCUCGAAACACCUGCCGCAGCUCCAGACAGUAACCCAACUGGAGUGAGAGGAGAGGGGAACCAGACUGAUAACAUGAUCAUCCACUGGGAGCCCAUCAGGCAGCUGCAGUGGUGUGGACCUGGGUUCAAGUACCAGGUUUUGUGGCGGCAGGCUGGCGAGUCGGAGUGGCACGAGGCGUACACUGAGUCCCCCGUGUUCGUGGUGACGGGGAGCCCCCCCUUCACCCCCUAUCACAUCAGAGUGAGGGCCGUCAACGAGAGGGGCCCAGGACCCGAGCCAGACACCGUCACAGGGUACUCAGGAGAGGACUUACCUCUCUCCAGUCCUCUGAAUGUAGCGGUGGAGUUUCUCACUCGCACCCUUGUCAAUGUGACCUGGAGCCCCGUCCCCAGAGAGAGUGUGAGGGGCCACCUGAAAGGAUACAAGGUUCAUUGCUGGCGGUCCCGCACUCUGCAGGAGAGACCGAAGCGCCACGCCUCCGACCGCUUCUCCCUCAGCGUGGCGGGGGGGCAGAGCCACGCCCUGCUCUCCGGCCUGCAGCCCUUCAGCAUCUACUACCUGGAAGUGAGCGUCUUCAACGGGAGAGGAGAGGGACCGGCCAGCGAGCCGCUGAGAUUCGACACACCCGAGGGGGUCCCCGGCCCCCCUGCCUCUCUCACCCUGGACAGCCCCUCAGAGUCACUGUUGAUUCUGCAGUGGCAGCCCCCCCUGCAGCCCAACGGGAACCUGAUUGGAUAUGACCUUCACUACCAGCAGAUUAACGAAUCAGGGAACAGUCACCUGACCGACGUGGAGUUCAAGCCGCACGAGUUGAACUGGACCGUGCUGGAAGUGGACCCGCGCAGCCUGUACCGGUUCUACCUGAAAGCGCGCACGAGCGCCGGGGCAGGGCCGCACAUCUUUGUUGAGGGCUCUGCCCUGCUGGAGGGAGCCCUGCCCAAGUUGGAAAACAUCAGCAUGGUCUCUGGAAAGACAUACUCUAAUAUCAGCUGGGUCCCGCAGGAGGGCUACAGGGGCGUGGAGUUUCAAAUUCAAUACCUCAACAAACACAGGUCUAACAGUCCCUGGCAGGUUCUGGAGAAGGUGAGCUCAACCCAGUCCUUCUAUCAGAUCCAGAACCUGGAGCCCGGGACAAGUUACCGGGUCCGAUUUACCGUCAAGAACAGAACGGCUGAAGUGAGCUUCUGGGAGCACAGCAUCCAGACUGCUGGCCCAGUCCUCUCUGAGCUCCACGGUGGGUUUGCGACGCAGGGCUGGUUCAUCGGGCUGAUCAGCGCUGUGGUUCUUUUGCUGCUCAUUCUUCUCAUUGGCUGCUUCAUCAAGAGGAGCAGAGGGGGCAAAUACUCUGUGAAGGACAAGGAGGAAGGACAGGUGGAUUCAGAAGCCCGGCCAAUGAAGGACGAGACGUUUGGAGAAUACAGAUCUCUGGAAAGUGAGAACGAGGAGAAGCCCGACUCCGGCAGCCAGACCUCGAUCAUCGCGGAUCUGAAGCCCCUGGGCAGCGACGACAGCCUGGCUGGCUAUGGGGGCAGCGUGGACGUGCAGUUCAACGAGGACGGCUCCUUCAUCGGCCAGUACAGCGGGAAGAAAGAGCCCAGCACAGCUGCGGGCCAGGGGAGCUCGGGGCCCGCCUCCCCAGUGAACCCCCCGCCCACCGCAGGGCCCCUGGAGUUCCAACCCCUAGCGUCGGGGAGCAGGGGGGGGGGGCACAACUUCUGA